CUGGUAGACGCUAUAUCGUGUGAUAGUGGAAUACGUACACAAACAGACCGACUGAAGCUAAACCACGCGGCAAUAGUAGUAAUAUAUAAACUUUAUAUAUAAUACAUAUACUAUUAUAAAGCCUAUAGCCAAUCUGUAUAUCUACUCAUUAUGAGUUCCAUUUGUGUUUACAUAUCGUGUUGAUAAAGCUUUCAAAGUGUCCGACAUUACAGUCAGUUUUUAUUCAGUGUUGUCGUUGAUUCCAGUCAUCUUAGAUAUUCUUAUCGUCUGCUGGUUACAUUCUGUAGGAGACAGGAGUGUUUUUAUUGUCACUGGAAGUAGACAUGCCUAAUUGAUGUCAAUCGAGUAACGACGUUAUUGUAAAAUGACAGGGUUAUAGCUUCGAGUUAAUACAAGGAUCUCUGUUAAAUUGUGUUUUAUUAUUGGCUGUUAGUGUAUUGUGCGAUUCUAACACCAUGUCUACCAUACGUAAAGCCUAUAUGGAGAUAUCAAAUGGUAUUCGGGGGUUGAGACUUCACAGAGAACAGAAUCAUAACGGCGGCAUUUCUGUGAAAGAAACGUUACACAAAGCCACCAAUGGCUCGCCGAAUAGUAGCAGCAAAUUACUACGCUCCCCCAAACCGGGAAUAGUUAAACGGUUACGGAAUAUGAAUGGCAGAGUUGGUUUAGACAAUGUACGAGAUCUCUUCAAUGAUGAACAAUUCCUCACAAAAUUUUUCUUUUAUUUUUCGGCGGAGGAAAGAGGGACGUUAGCACAAGUGUGUAAAAAAUGGAAAAGCUUUUUGUAUCAGUCCAAAUUCUGGGUAGACGUUACUCCAAUCAUAUCAUUCCGCAAUUGGGACAAGGAUCCUAUUGUCCGAAGAAAGUUUUACGAGAGUCUCCAGUAUCGGGGAUUUGAUUCUAUUUGUUUACAAUUGGCCACGGACGAUGAUCUGUUAGAUUUCGUUAGUCACUUUCCACCCAGCAAGAAAAACCUUCGAUCUGUUUCUAUUAGGUGUUCCAAUAUCACCGAUGUCGGUCUGGAAACUUUAUUUAAGAAAAUGCCUUGUAUUUAUCGACUCGAGUUGUCCGGUUGUAACGAAAUAACAGAGACUGGCUUGUGGACAUCGCUGAACGCAAAAAUUGUAUCUUUGAGUAUUAGUGAUUGUAUAAACGUAGCCGACGACACCGUUGGUGCCAUUUCUCAACUUUUACCUUCCUUGUACGAACUUAAUUUACAGGCGUAUCAUGUCACUGACGCUGCUCUGGCAUUUUUCAGUGCUAAACAGAGCUACACUCUUGGAGUCUUAAGGUUAAAAUCGUGCUGGGAAAUCACAAACCAUGGGGUUGUAAAUAUUGUUCAUUCCCUCCCAAAUCUCACCGUCCUUAGCCUCUCAGGAUGUAGUAAAAUCACCGACGAUGGCGUGGAACUGAUCGCCGAAAAUUUACGUAAACUGCGGAUAUUGGAUAUAUCUUGGUGUCCACGGAUUACAGACUCUUCUUUGGAGUACAUAGCAUGUGAUUUGGGACAGUUGGAAGAAUUAGUUUUGGACAGAUGUAACCAUAUCACAGAUAUCGGAAUCGGCUACAUCUCGACGAUGACAUCAUUACAGAGAUUAUAUUUGCGAUGGAGUCAGAUACGAGAUUUUGGAUUACAACAUCUUUAUUCCAUGAGGAGUCUAGUUAUUCUCUCUUUAGCAGGUUGUGUCCACAUAACACCCAAUGGUUUAUAUGGUUUAACCAGACUUUACCAGUUACAGGAACUCGAACUCACCAAUACACCUUCUGCUACUAAAGGUGUUGGACAUUUUCUUCGUGAAAAUUUACCUCGGUGUAUUGUUUUAGAAUAACAUACGACGGUUGAAUGGCUUCAUCUCCACUUUUGAGCCCAUAUAAAACGAGAACAUAUUCUACAAUGGCGCACUUUCGGUAAAAGACAAUUUACUUUGACCAGACCUGUUGUGAUUUACCAAGAUUUUCUUUGGGGCAUUGCGUGAUGAAUAAACAACUGACAUUCUUUUAAAAUAGUUUGUGACAAAUAAACCUUUUUAUGUGUGAUUUUCAAAGACAAAUGGGCGCUGGGCCGCAACCCUUUUUUCAUGUUCAACUUAACAAAUACUCAUAUUCAUUUUCGUAAUUGAUCCUUUGUGUAGAAUACAAAAGCACCAAAACAUCGGAUCAACUCAAGUUCUGUGUUUUAGCGGCAUUUUUUUUAGCUUCAGCUACAACUGUUUUACACUAGGCUUGUUCGAUUUUUUUCGAGUUUUCCCUCCUUUGGUGUCAUUUCUUUCAUUUGGAGUGAGUCUGUAUCACUACAGACAAUGCUAUGGACGCUACACAGUAGUUAUGGCUUAAGUUAAGGCAUAAAAUACACAUUAGUUGGGUUGCGUACAACCACCCAAAACCUAUUAUUUGGGCUGUGUUGAUGUAAUACCGUAAAAAGUUAUCUGAAUUGUACAUUUUCGACCAGUGCUAGAAACUGUUGAGCAAAACUUAAGUUUAGCUAGAAAAAAGGGGCCCAUGUUCUAUAAUAUUGAUUUUGACCAAACAUAUUCCUAAGUUCUUAUUAAAUGUUCUGUGACUUUCAUUCCCCUUAACGUUACUGUUCGAGGCUCAAUCAAACCACUAUAGAUAUAUGAAUAUUAUAUGUGUUAUAUUUAUAUUGUUAGUAUAAAUGUUGUUUAUUAAUUUAUUAUGUUUUACUGAGUUUUAAAGUCAUGUGUGAUAGACAAGUCUAUAGACAAUUACAACCAGGCUAUUUUCAGUAGGUUCUCGAUUAGAUUGUAAAUAUUUAACUUUUUGUGGAGGUUUAGUAGCAUAAUGAAAUGUGAUUUUAGGUUGUAUGCACCUGGCUUAAUUUUUUUCUUUUUGUUGCCUAAACCAUACUUUUUUUUCAAAUAUGCAUUGCUUAAGUUGUACUAUAUUGAAAUAUUCAAGCUGGAAAUCAUACCUUAUGGAAUGUUCUUGCUGAAGUCAUAUUUGACAGGUAUUAAAAUUUUAAGCUACAGUCAUACUUAUGGAAUGUACUAGCUAAAGCUAUACUUUUCUGCUACUGAAAUAUUCCUACCUGAAAUCAUACUUUAUGGAAUGCCCUAGCUGAAGUCAUAUUUUACCGGUAUUGAAAUGUUCAAGCUAAAGUCAUACUUUAUGGAAUGUCCUAUAGCUUAAGUUAUACUUUAUUGUUACUGAUAUAUUCAAGCUAAAUUCAUACUUUACAGCAUUUCCUAGCUUAAGUCAUACUUUAAGGAAUUUCCUAGCUGAAAUCAUACUUUUUGAAAUUUCUUAGCUGUAUGGAAUUUCCUAGCUGAAGUCAUAUUUUACCCCUAUUGAAAUAUUCAAGCUAAAGUCAUGGAAUUUCCUAGCUGAAGUCAUACCGAUAAGUCAUACUUUAUUUAACAUUCAAGCUAAAGUCAUACUUUAUGUAGCAUUCAAGCUAAAGUCAUACUUUAUGUGACAGUCAAGCUUAAGUCAUCCUUUAUGUAGCAUUUAAGCUAAAGUCAUACUUUAUGUAAUAUUAAUAUUCAAGCUAAGGUUAUACUUUAUGGAAUGUUCAAGCUAAGGUCAUACUUAUGUCUUAUGUAAUACUCAAGCUAAAGUCAUACUUUAUUGUAUAGUAAAGCUAAAGUUAUACUUUAUGGAGAUAUUCAAGCUAAUGUCAUACUUUAUGGAGAUAUUUAAGUAAGUCAUACUUUAUGGACAUAUUCAAGCUAAAGUCACACUAAAUUAUUCAGGGCCAAUUCUUGAUUGGGAGGGGGGUGGGGUGGUCGCUACCAUCCUAGGACUUUAGGCAAGGGCCCAAAGUUGUGGACACUCUAGAGGUCACAAUACGAUUUUGAUGAUACUGGCAAUGUAUGUUUAUACCCUGUCACCAUUACACCAUAAUUGCGUCCGAGUUCAAAUGUCGCGAAAAUCGGACCGAAACUGCCCAGCAAAAUGGCCGCUACCCGUAAAAGCAUGCAUUACCCAGGUUGUGGGCCAUCCAGAGGUUAGAAUUUCAUCCAGUUUUGAUAUAUCCCAAAUGUCUGGGUUCCUUUCGAUAUUGGCGCGUAUUGGGCUUUAACUUUCUGAAUUAAUGUCCCUCAUUGUACGAAAUAUCACGUUUUUAGUUUGUGGACUCUCUACAGGUCACCAAUUUUAUCUUAUUUUCAAAACCGUUCAAAUAUAUCACCGUUACAUCAUAGUUAUGGUUGAGUCCGAAUUUCCGAAUCUCCCCUUUACGCAAAUAGUAUAAAAGCAUGUAAUGACAAAGUUGUGGACCAUCUAGAGGUCAGACUUUUUAUCCGAUUUAGAUGAACUUAAAUCGAGUAUCACUAGCUCUUUGAUGAGUUCAGUUUUGGUGCCCAUGUGAAAGAGCUUUAUUGAACGUCCGCGUUGUAUCAUAAGGUUUGUCAUUGAGUCAGCUGGCGUGGUUUCGAUUCCCUGGUUGUACAUGACAAGGAGUAGGGUCGCCCGUCUGCAGCUUCGUGGGUUUUCUCCGGGCCCUCCCACUGCUAAAAACCCCUACGUGCAAGCGGAUAAUUGAAAUAAAAUUUGACCAUAUUUUAGUCCCUAAAUGACCUAGUUUGUGUCGAGUGGACGUUAAACCCCAUCUCUCUCUCUCUCUCUCUGUGUUCGGGAUUUUGAUAAAUAAAUAGCCAAUUGAAUCACAUGAAAGAUGUUUUGUUUAAAAUUUUAAAACUAAAAAUUUUUGAACUUGAAGCUUUUAAACGAUGCAACCAUGUACUUUUGGUUUUUGAAUUAAUCUUUUUCCUGAAGAAAUAAUAAAAAUUUUAACAGGUGUAACAAAAAAUUAAAUUGGUAUGGUCUUCAUUAGUAAUGUAAUUUUUACUUUCUUAUUAUCUGGUAACUAUAAUAAGUGUUUCUAGUCAUAAUCUUUUGUGCUUUAAAUAAUUUUACAACACUGUAUUUUUCUCUUCUUAAACAUAAAAAAAUACUUGCCUUAAGAAACAGGUUAAAGAAAAGUUAACUUAGUCAGUAUGUAAAUAUAUUUUUUCUUAUAAACAUGUAAAAACUAGUCAUAUCAAGUAAUUGUAUUUUUUUGUCAGUAAUGCACCAUAUUUAAAAUGGAAGUUAAUGUGCAUUAAUUAGACUGGUGUACAUAAGAGCAAUAUACGAUAUGAAGAACUACUGAAUAUGAUGUAAAAAACCAUAACUGUAAUGUGAAAAAAAUACCCUGAAGAUGGAAACUUGGAAAUAUUGUUUAUGUUCAUGUAAUUACUUAUUUACAAAUAAAUGAAAAAUAAACAUGUCAAUAGCACUAAUUAAA
Molecule: messenger RNA, 5245 nt
Organism: Patella vulgata (common limpet)
Lineage: Eukaryota; Metazoa; Mollusca; Gastropoda; Patellidae
Product: F-box/LRR-repeat protein 16
Exons: 3
Coding region: 456-1829 (457 amino acids)
Biological process (GO): SCF-dependent proteasomal ubiquitin-dependent protein catabolic process
Cellular component (GO): SCF ubiquitin ligase complex
Molecular function (GO): protein binding
Source: RefSeq, a predicted model, not a curated record